AUGGAAGAUAUACAACUAGAUAAGAAUGUGAAAAAAAAAGACGAUUUUAGUUUGGAUGCUAAUAAUAAGGUGAACGAUUUUAAUAAGCCACCUUAUUUUCCAAAUGAAGAUAAUAAAUCUUUUUCAAAUAAUUUAAUUAAUAAAAGAGAAUUAGGAAAUAUAGAGAGAGGGGAUGUAAACAAAAGGUAUGACAUAAAGCAGGAUGUUUUAAUAACAUCAGAGGAAGAAGAGGAGGAGGAUGAUGAUAAUGAGGAUGACGAUGAUGAAGAUGAUGAUGACGAUGAUGACGAAGAUGAAGAUGAAGAUGAUGAUGAAGAUGAUGACGAUGAUGAUGAAGAUGAUGACGAUGACGACGAUAAUGAUGAUGAUAACAAUGAAGAACACUUUAACAAUCACAACUACAACAUCAAUAACAACAAUAAUAAUACAAGUAAGAAUAAUAAAAAGAAUUCCAAAUAUCAUAAGGAUGACAAUUCGAGCUCGUUAAAUUGCUUAUCCGAUGAGGACAACAUAUAUUAUUCUAUGAAUGAAGGAUAUAGAACUAAUUAUAUUAUGGAAUCAUUAUUUGAUAAGAAUUCUUUUAUAUAUUUUACGGUUCCAUAUAAUAAAUAUAAUUAUACAAAUUAUUUUAUUAAUUGGAAUAAAAUAAGUUUUCGCAUGUAUGCUUCAUUAAAUUCAGUUAUGUCUAAAAAUAUAAGAAAAAGAAAAUUAGCUAGUAUAUCUGAUUUAAAUAACAAUAUGAAAAAUCCAUUAAUUUGUAUAAUGAAUAAUUUUUUAUAUUUUCUUUUAUUAAGUGAAUAUUUAAACUUUAACGAGCUUUUUAAAUUAAUGCCAUUAUGUAAAUCAUCCUAUAAUAUUUUUAACCACACCUUUUGUAUUAACGUACAUAUAAAUCCGUAUAAACAAAAGAUAUCAGAUAUUAUUAAAUUUAUGAGGAAAAAUAAAGAAUAUCAGUUUAAUAUUUUAAAGAAUAUAAAUACCCAAAGGAGAGAUCGAAGUAGUUUUUAUGAACAAAAGGAAGAAUUAUUUAGCGAUGAAAAUAAAUUCAAUACCAUUUUAUCACCUGAAUUAAUAAGUUCAAAAAAUAAAGUAUUUAGUGAGAGUCUACUUGAUAAAAUGAAUGAUAAAAAUGAAGAAGAAAAAGAAAAUGGUGAUAAUAAAAAUGAUCAACUGUGUAAUAAAAAUAUUAAUGGUAAUAUAAGGAAGAAUACAAAUUAUGAUUUAAUAAAAUGUUCAGAUAUAUCAGAAGUAUUUUUUACGAAUAAUAUAAUUAAUAUGAGAUAUCUAUUUAGUGUUUAUGAGUAUAUAAGAUUAUAUUUAAGUAAAUAUAAUAGAGAAAAGGUACAAUUCUGUAUAUUACAACAAAAAUUUAAAUAUAAUAGAAAACAUAAUAAUAUCUCUUUUGAUAAUAUAUCUCCUUAUGCUAAUAAAGUAUGUUCCUUUGAAUUUAAAGUGAAAUUGAAGAAAUAUAUACAAAGGAGAUGGAAUAUUAAAAGUAAUUAUAUACAUGAAGCAUAUUUUUGUCAUAAAAAAGAAAAAUUACAAAGUAAUAAUAUAAAUGAGAAUAAUUUACAAAUUGAUACUGAUAAUAACAAUAAUAAUAAUAAUAAUAAUAAUAAUAAUGAUAGUACUGAUUAUUAUAGUGGUGGUGUUAUAAAAAUAAUUGAAAAUAGAUAUAGCCAUUUAUAUCCAUCAUUCUCAUCAUUCAUAACAUUAGAUAAAGAAGGAUAUGUUAAUAUGUGGAAAAUUAAUAAUAUUGAUUCAGUUCUUCCGACACCUUUAUACAAAACAAAAUUGUAUGCUAAUGAUAAAAAGGAUUUGACUCUAAAGGAUGGAAUAUGUCUCGGUGAAGAUAAAUUCUUAAUGGUAGACAUGAAUUCUUUGUAUCAUGUAUCCCUUGAAGACAAAGAAGAUCAACCCUUAAAUGAAAUAAAUGUGGACCUAAAAAAAAAAGAAGAGUAUGUGAUAAAAAGUAUCAUACAGAACGGAAGAAAUAAGUGCACCAUUGGUUUAAACAAAACAAUAUGUCAACGAAUAGAUAUAGAAAAAGAAUGUAUUGAGAGUUCUAAAAGUAUCAGUGAUGAUUUUCAAAAAAUGUGUUAUUAUGAUGAUAAUACAAAUAUAGUUUUAAGUAAAAAAAAUAUAUUAAUUGAUGACAGAAGGUUAGGGAAUUAUAUAUGUUAUGUUAAUUAUAAUUUAAUAGAUUAUGAGAACUCCAAAAAAUAUUAUAAUAGUGCGAAUUAUUUUUGUGAUAUAGAUUUAACUGGCAUAACGUUAACAUCAUUAAAUUCAAAUAAUUCAAUGUUUGUAUUUGAUUUAAGAUAUAAAUAUCCAUCUACAUGUUUAUAUAACGACAAUAUUAUAAUUGAAACAAUGUAUACAAAAGAAAAUGAAAAGUUAAAAUAUUUAUUUAAUAUGAAAUCUAAUUAUAAUUCUAAAUAUUAUUGUAUGAAUAAAAAAUAUAGCGCAUAUCAUGAUAAUAUAAUAUUAUGUCCACCUUGUAAUGUUGGAAAUAUAAAAAAUAAUAAUAUUCAACUUAAAAAUAAAUAUAAUAAUAUGGUACAAAUAAAUGAUACGUCAUUAUUUGUUAAAAAUAAAAUUUUGUCUGAUGAAUCAUUUAUUUAUAAUAUUACAAAAGAUAAAAAUAAAAAACAAUCUUAUAAUCUUCCAACAUCAUAUUUAAAUAUCUGGAGAUGGUGUAAUAAAAGACAAUUUAAAUCUUUGUUUCAUUAUUAUGAUGAUUUAACAAAAAAUAGAAAAUUUCAGAAUGAUUAUAAUGCAAAUAAUAAUUUUUAUGAACACUUAAUAUUUGAUUCUAUCUAUAAAUUUGUAGAUACACCAAAUCAUCUUUUUGUAACUUAUGAGGAUUCGAAUUAUAUACAUUCAUUUAUGUCACCCUCUUAUGGAUUACAUAUAACAAGCUCAUUUAAUGAAACUCCGAAUUAUAUGCACCCAACCAAUUUAUAA
Molecule: messenger RNA, 2967 nt
Organism: Plasmodium adleri (nom. inval.)
Lineage: Eukaryota; Apicomplexa; Aconoidasida; Haemosporida; Plasmodiidae
Product: conserved Plasmodium protein, unknown function
Exons: 2
Coding region: 1-2967 (988 amino acids)
Source: RefSeq, a predicted model, not a curated record